Messenger RNA from Cornus florida, 2119 nucleotides. RefSeq names its product valerianol synthase TPS8-like. The record is from RefSeq and is a predicted model, not a curated record. Gene Ontology annotation, molecular function: magnesium ion binding; terpene synthase activity. Bases 187 to 1863 code for a protein of 558 amino acids. The transcript is spliced from 7 exons. NCBI's taxonomy places the organism in Eukaryota, Viridiplantae, Streptophyta, Magnoliopsida, Cornales, Cornaceae. Gene Ontology annotation, biological process: diterpenoid biosynthetic process.
UAUUAUCACUCUAGAAACAUUGGCAUAUCUGAAAAGAGGCAUAUUCAACUUAAUGUAUUCGAAAUCACUCAAUUUCUCUCUAUAAAUACACGCAUAGAAGUCUCUAUUAUUACAUAGCCCUUUUAUGUAACUCUCUUACUCUUGGUAUUAAGAAAAACUAGUCAGUGCACUAUCCUACAUCUUAAAAUGGCCUCCACUAAAGCUGAUAAUCCGAUUAACUGCCAGCCCGACACUUUUCGGCCUUCAUCAAACUUCGAGCCCAGUUUAUGGGGUGAUCGUUUCAGUUCAUUCCAUCUAGAUAACCAGGCAUUUGAAAUGUAUGGUAAAGAGGUUGAAGUGUUGAAAGAAGAAGUGAGAAGCAUGCUAAUAGAUGCAGAGAGUAAAGCAUCAGAGAAAAUGAAUUUGAUUAACACACUCGAACGCCUUGGUGUGUCCUAUCACUUUGAGAAAGAGAUGGAAGAGAAGUUGGAACAAAUCUUUCAUUCCCAUGCCCACUUGGAAGAUCAUGAAGACUACAACGAUUUGAGCACAGCUGCUAUUCAUUUUCGAAUAUUCAGACAACAUGGUUAUAACAUGUCUUGUGAUGUCUUCAACAAAUUUAAAGACAACAAUGGUAAAUUCAAUGAAAACCUUACCAGAGAUGUUAUGGGUAUGCUAAGCUUGUAUGAAGCUUCACAUUUGAGGAUAAAUGGAGAAGAUAUUUUAGAUGAGGCUCUUGCUUUCACAACCACUCACCUGGAGUCAAUGGUAACUGAUGAAUUAAGCCCUUUUCUUGCAAAGCAAGUGAUGCAUGCCCUAGAGCAACCCCUUCACAAGGGCAUCCCAAGAUCAGAGGCAAGGCAUUACAUCUCUAUCUAUGAAGAAGACGCUUCUAAGAAUGAAUUGUUACUGAAACUUGCAAAGUUUGACUUCAAUCUAUUACAGUUGACACACAAGCAAGAAUUAUGUCACAUGUCAAGGUGGUGGAAAGACUUAGGCUUUGAAUCAAAACUUCCGUAUGCAAGGAGCAGAGUAGUUGAGUGCUAUUUCUGGGCUAUGACUGCGUAUUUUGAACCUCAUUAUUCCCUUGGACGGAUGAUACUCGCUAAAAUAAUUGUUAUGACAUCAGUUCUAAAUGACAUUUAUGAUGAAUAUGGUACAAUUGAAGAACUCAAACUUUUUACAGAUGCAAUGCAAAGGUUGGAUAUUAGCGUUAUUGAACAGCUCCCGGAUUACAUGAAGAUAUACUAUAGAGCUAUCAUAAAUCUCUACGAGGAAUUCGACAAGGAAAUGACAAAGCAAGGAAGAUCUUACAGCGUUGAUGGCUCAAAAUAUGCUUUUAAAGAGAUAACGAGGAGUUACCACAUGGAGGCCAAGUGGUGUAAAGAAGGAUAUGUGCCAUCUUUCGAUGAGUUCAUGAGCAAUGCGCUUAACAGCGCUGGUUAUUACUUACUCACUACAUCAUCCUUUGUGGGCAUGGGAGCAAUUGCUACGACUGAGGCAUUUGAUUGGAUAAAAGAUAAACCUAAAAUUCUUGUGGCUUCUAGUACAAUUGUGAGGCUCAUGGAUGACAUAGUAGACUACAAGGAAGAUUUGGAGAAGGGGCAUGUUGCUACAGGGAUUAUAUGCUACAUGAAGGAGCAUGCAGGCAUGUCAAAAGAAGAGGUAAUUGACGAGUUCAAUAGAAGGAUUGAAAAUGCAUGGAAAGAGAUCAAUGAGGAAUGCCUCAAGCCAAACUCCAUCUCCAUGCAUCUCCUCAGAAGGAUUGUCAACCUUACCCGAUUAAUGGAUGUCCUUUUCAAGAAAAAUGACGGAUACACUCAUCCAAAAAAAGUAUGGAAAGAUCACAUCAUCUCAAUGUUCAUCAAUCACAUACCCGUAUGAGCAUGGAUUUGUUUUUUGCAUUCUGGUUGGUUGGUUUACUUGUAUGAACAUGAAUGGAUUUGGUCUAGCUAAUAUCUGGGUUGGUGCGUGUACCUUAUCCAUAUAUAUUGUUGUAUUUCUUAAGUUUAAUAAUGGUUUGCCAAUCGUUUGAUGUAAUGGAACGGGUUGGUGUGUGUACCUUAUCCAUAUAUACUGUUGUAUUUUUAAGUUUAAGAAUGGUUUGAGAAUGCUAUUGGUACUAAAAGAUGCUUCGUCU